CGUUAGCAGGAAGUUCCUACUAAAAAUACCCCGAUGUCAGGCAGAAGAAAGGACGUAGUUCGAGGUGGAUAAAUUUAGGGAUUUCAUGUAUAAGUCAAAGAAGUCCUCGGAAACAUGUCGGGACAGAGAGCAAUCCACUUCUGUUUAGUGUUAAAAUAUCCGCUCUCGGUUUUCUUUCCGCUUUUUGUUUUAAUCGGCUCUAUCAACUCAGUUUCCUUCACCGAGCAGCCAGGGGAGGAGGUAGAGACUUAUGAUAAAUACUACAAUUACGAUGAACUUACUGUCCUUCUUAAAAGUCUCGCUGGGAAAUACACAAACAUCGCAAAUUUGACCAGCAUUGGGAGAUCUGUUGAAGGCAGAGAGCUAUGGGUGAUGAGGAUCACCAGGGACCCCACUGCUGAUACACCGGGUAAGCCUAAAUUUAAAUACGUGGGCAACAUGCACGGAGAUGAGACCGUGUCCCGACAGGUACUGAUUUACCUGCUGGAGUACCUGCUGCAUGGGUAUGGCGACGAUCAGAGGGUCACGGAGCUGGUCAACACCACAGAUAUUUACAUCAUGCCUAGCAUGAACCCUGAUGGAUUUGAGAAGUCUGUCGAGGGGGAUUGUACGGGGGAAAAUGAAGGUCGGUCUAACGCCAAAAACAUAGACCUUAAUAGAAGUUUUCCAGACCAGUUUGAUAACAUACAAGUUAAACCGGAGGACAUCCCUGAAGGCAUUGCUGUCAUGAAAUGGAUAGUGGAGAACAAAUUUGUUCUGUCUGGGAAUCUGCAUGGUGGUACUGUGGUUGCCAGUUAUCCCUAUGAUGACUCGCCGUCCCAUGAUGAGGAAGGCUUCUACAGCAGGUCGCCCGAUGAUGCUCUCUUCAAAUACUUAGCGCGGGUUUACGCAGAAAAUAAUCCUGUCAUGAAAACAGGUCAGCCAAAAUGCAAGGAAAACCCAAGUGAGACCUUCAAGGACGGCAUCACUAACGGGGCAAAAUGGUAUGAUGUGUCGGGAGGAAUGCAGGAUUUCAAUUACCUCAAAGGGAACUGUUUGGAAAUCACUAUGGAGCUCAGCUGCUGCAAAUACCCACCCGCAUGGGCACUGAAAACUGAAUGGGAGAACAAUCGGGAAUCCCUGCUGGCUUACAUGGAAAAGAUUCACAUCGGAGUACGUGGCUUUGUCAAUGCGGCCAGGAAUGGAGCUCCUCUUGCAGAAGCAGUGAUAAUGGUUGCAGGCGUUAAUCACAAUGUGAGCACUACACGUUUUGGUGACUACUAUCGGCUGCUGCUCCCCGGCACCUACAACAUCACAGCCGUAGCCCCAGGCUACAUUCCCAUGCCUGUUGUUAAGGUGAAUGUAAAAGAAGGCAAAGCCACUGAACUGAACUUCACCCUUGUGGCAGAGGGUGAUGACAAUCCAACCACCCCAUUAACCACAGAAAACUCUACUGCCACCACCAUAAACACUGCCAGUGCAGACAGCAGCGCCAGUGCAGACAGCAGCGCCAGUGCAGACAGCAGCGCCAGUGCAGACAGCAGCGCCAGUGCAGACAGCAGCGCCAGUGCAGACAGCAGCGCCAGUGCAGACAGCAGCGCCAGUGCAGACAGCAACACCAGUAAAGGAUCAGUGAACCAAGAGUCAAGCCUCCCGGUUCAGCCCCAGAAGUUCCGCCAUCACACCCUCAGUGACAUGGAGCUGUUCCUAGAGAAGUUCAGCACUGAAUACAGCUCCAUCACACGCCGCUAUGACAUUGGCCGGUCCGUGCAGGGGCGUCUCCUGUGGGUCAUGGAGAUCUCUGACAACCCUGGUGUCCAUGAGUUAGGCGAACCCGAGUUUAAAUACAUUGGCAAUAUGCACGGCAAUGAGGUGGUUGGUCGGGAGCUGCUGCUUAACCUCAUCGAGUACCUCUGCCGUAACUAUGGCAGAGACCCCGAGGUCACAGAGCUGGUCAACUCAACCCGCAUCCACAUCAUGCCUUGCAUGAACCCGGACGGAUAUGAAAUUUCUCAGAAGGGAGAUAUCAGUGGCAUCCAGGGUCGUAACAACAGUAACAAUUUUGACCUGAACCGAAACUUUCCUGACCGCUUCAAAUUCGUCACGGACCCACUACAGCCAGAGACCAUUGCAGUUAUGAACUGGUCCAAGAGCCACCCUUUUGUGCUGUCUGCCAACCUUCAUGGAGGCUCUUUGGUGGUGAAUUAUCCAUAUGAUGAUAAUCCGGAGGAUGGUAUUCGGUACAGCAGGUCCCCGGAUGAUGAUGUAUUUAAAAUGGUGUCUCUCGCAUACUCCAAGGAAAACGCUAAAAUGCAUAGCGGUCACCCUUGUCCAGAAAUGGAUUCAUUCCAAGAGAAAUUUGAAGAUGGUAUCACCAAUGGGGCCGCAUGGUACAACGUCCAUGGAGGGAUGCAGGACUGGAACUAUCUCAACACUAACUGCUUUGAGGUGACCAUUGAACUGGGCUGUUAUAAGUAUCCACUAGAGGCAGAUCUGCCAAAGUACUGGGAUGAAAACCGCAGAUCACUUCUGCAGUUCAUCCAUCAGGUACACAGAGGACUGAAGGGGAUGGUGAUUGACAGCAAGGAUGGGUCUGGCAUCCCCAAUGCGACCAUCAUCGUGGACGGCAUUGAUCACCCAAUCACAACCAAUAUCGCAGGGGACUAUUGGCGCUUGCUAGUCCCAAAAUCAUACCACCUGACUGCCUCUGCCCAGGGCUACAAGUCCGUAAGCACCUACGCCUCUGUACCCAAUGAAGGGGUAGAGAUUGUUAACUUCACACUGACCCGAAUUAGCACCAACAUAAAUGGGAAGAUGACGGAUGAUUCCUCGCCGGUUCAGGAUCCUAGAAUGAAGGAGCUCCAGAGUCUCAUUAAGCAGCUUUCAGGAGAAUCUGGUCUGGACGAGCUGAUCGAGAACACUCUUACGCAGAGCAGUUUUCGCUACCGCAAAUACAGCGAAGUUUCCCAAUUCAUGAGGGGCCUCAACCUGAACUUCCCAGAAAUCACCUCACUUCACAGACUUGGCCAAAGUGUGGAGUAUAGAGUUAUAGGGGCUCUGGAGAUCUCCAACAACCCUAAAGUCCAAGAACCAUCCGAGCCCAAGAUCCGCUUUGUGGCAGGCAUUCAUGGCAAUGCCCCCGUGGGCACAGAGCUGCUUCUAGAGUUUGCUGCCAGGCUCUGCAUCAACUAUGGAAAAAAUGAAGCCAUCACCAGGCUAAUCAACGAGACCAGAAUUUUUAUCCUACCCAGCAUCAACCCAGAUGGGCGUGAGCUGGCAGUGGAAAAAGACUGCACCUCCACCGUUGGCAUGACCAACGCUCGUGGCAAAGAUCUUGACAGUAACUUCUUUGGUAAUACAUCUCAACAUGCUGGAGAUCUUGAGCCAGAGACACAAAUUGUGAUGAACCUUAUACAAGAGGAGAGCUUUACUCUCUCUGUGGCUCUGGAUGGAGGCUCUUUAUUGGUCACAUACCCAUAUGACAAACCAGUGCAACCUGUGGAAAAUGAAGAGACACUGAGAUAUUUGGCUACUGUGUAUGCCAACAACCAUCCCACAAUGCACUUAGGCAAUACUGGGUGUUCAAACAAUGGCCAAGUGAGCAACAUCCCUGAUGGUGUACUGCGAGCAGCCGAGUGGCACAGUCAUAUGGGAAGCAUGAAGGACUUCAGUGUGGACUUUGGGCACUGUCCUGAAAUCACUGUCUACACCAGCUGCUGCCUGUUCCCUCCGAUCGAACGGCUGCCCACGCUUUGGAAAGAGAACAGGAAGUCACUGCUGAGAAUGCUGGUGGAGGUACACAAAGGGGUUCGUGGGAUAGUCAUGGAUAAGAAGGGUAAGCCCAUUGUGGGCGCUGUGAUAGUGCUGAAUGGUGGUUUGAGAGUCUUAAGCGGUGAGGGAGGGUUCUUCCGCGCCCUUCUGGCCCCAGGUAUACACAACAUUGAAGUGGUAGCUGACGGCUACCAGCAGCAAUCCCAAAAGGUGUCAGUGUCACAGUUUGAAGCAGCAAGCACCAUUAUUAUUCAGUUCGACAUGGAGAACAAUAUUUUUGGCCUUCCAAGAGAACUAGUUGUGGCAAGUGCAGCCGCAGCAAUGACGGCCCUGGUUAUCACUGCCUGCAUCAUCUGGUGCGUCUGCUUGGCCAAGUCAAACCGACAAAAGGACGGAUUCCAUCGGCUGCGGCAGCACUGCGACGACUAUGACGAUGAGGUCCGUCUCAUGUCCAUGGGCUCCAAAAAGUCUCUUCUGAACCACGAAUUUCAAGAUGACAGUGAAAGUGAUGAAGAUACGUUAUACACCAACAAACUUUGAGAGAGCCAUCUGCUAUCUCUUCCCAGAGUCUGUCCACUGCCCGUCGGACCACUAGAGGGCGCUCGCUUUAUGAACCAGCAGCAUUAUGAUCCAAACAGUCCAAACUUUUAAGGACUACCACAUGAUGCACUUGAUCUUGUAAAAUCUGGAAACCUUUUUAGUGUAUGCAAUUUACGACUGUACAGUAUGCUCUCGACCAGACUGUUUGUAUAUCUGGGUCUACUACGUUAUAUUGGUCUUUACCCUUUUAGUCCAUCAAUGCAUAAAUCUCAACAGGAUUAUGAAACACUGUGCCUUGUUAGGUUAGAGGUUGUUUGAUGGGUGAGAUAGGAGGAUAAGUAUUUUGAAGUGUACGUUUUUUGCCACAUCAGGAUGAAUGAAUCCAUAUGGAAUCUGGUUUAGCUUUAUUUUAUUUCACGAAUCAGAUGCAGAAUGCUGUGUGUUGUUCUCAGUAUGUGUAGUUGUACAUAUCCAGCUGAUGGUUCAAAACAUUUCACAUUACGCUGUUGUUCACCCAAACAAGAUAUUUCUUACAUUUUAGCAGUAAAGCAUUGCACUUCUCUGACUAAGAUGUUUAGUUUGCUGAGGAUGUCAACAGCGAAUAUAGAGCAUUUAGUUACGAUUUGCAUUUAAGCAGCCUCUCAUUAUGGUUUCUAUGUAUACAGCUGCACAUUAGUCACAUAAAUGAUGUGUUAGGCUGGCAGACAAGCAUGAUCACUGCCUUGUUGUUUCACAAUAUACCAUGGACAUGAUAGUGUUUAGGGAGUGCAUCUAAACGUUACUUACAAACAUGGUCCCUAUUUUCAUUUAUUUUAAGGAAUGUAUUUAUUUUUAUUUUAGCAUCCAUCCAACACCAGGUUUAUUUUGCUCACCGGCUCUCAGGCAUCCCAAAAAGAUCACAAAUGUCAGAACGGUAUAAAACUUAAUUUAUGUAGCAGAUAUGCAGUUAUUUGCAAUUGAGGAAAUGGGAGAAUUGAGUUUUGUGUUUGAGAAUCUGUAAAGGUGGAAAGUGUGCUUUGUAUUAAAUCUUCAAUCACUUUUAUCCUCCUCUCUUAUAGUUUAAUGUAAUGAUUGGGAUAAAGAAGAUGAGAAGUGUCUGGUCAUUGAUCAACCUCAUGUGUUAAAGGGAUAGUUUACCCAAAAAUAUCAAUUCUGUUAUUUUCUCACUCUUAUGUUGUUACAAAUCUGAAUAAUUUUUUUCUUUCUGAUGAACACGAAGGAUAGAUAUUUUGAGGAUUUUUUUCUACUAUGGAAGUAAGGAUCAUAAACGGUUUGGUUACAAACAUUCCUUAAAAUAUCUUCCUUUGUGUUCAUCAGAACAAAGACAUGUAUACAGGUUUGUAACAACAUGAGAGUGAGUAAAUUAUAACAGAAUUGUAAUUUUUGGGUGAACUAUCCCUUUAAUUUAUAACACUUAAAAUAUGUGUCAUGCUUUUAAAGGAAAAAACACCUCAUUAAACACAUAUCACACACAUAUAUCAUGUUUGAAUAAUUCACAUAAUUUUUGUGUCAGAUUGAUUUCUCUAAUAAAUCAUAUGAUGAUGAUGAUGAUGAUAAGGACUGUUUGAUUAGUUGCAGAUCCUAUUACCAACUACAUUUAAAUCUGAUUGGCUUGAUGUUGAUUUUCAUGCUUGAAUGUAAAUUCCAGGAUGUGUUUGAACAAAUAUGUCUAACUUUUCUAUGUCUGUGCUGAUGUUUUUUCUAUACAAUAAUGAUUGUAAAUACUAAAUUGUUGCCAACUAUGUAAAUUACACAAGUGCAAUUUCUGUUGAGUGAAAGAACUGCGCAAAUUAAUCUGCCUUUAGUUCUGAAAUGAAUGGUGUCUAAUGAAAUGAAAUGUAAAUUAAACAGUCAAUGUUCUCAAUA
Molecule: messenger RNA, 6156 nt
Organism: Paramisgurnus dabryanus
Lineage: Eukaryota; Metazoa; Chordata; Actinopteri; Cypriniformes; Cobitidae
Gene: cpda
Product: carboxypeptidase D, a
Biological process (GO): peptide metabolic process; protein processing
Molecular function (GO): zinc ion binding; metallocarboxypeptidase activity
Source: RefSeq, a predicted model, not a curated record